UUUCUCGUAUGGAUUUUGUUAAAUUGUAUUUAUAGUUUUGAAAUUAUAGUCUUGUUAAUUAAAGUCAUGUCACUUAAAGUUUUAUUAUCCACCACGGAUAAUUUGUGUGUGCAGGCUUUGCGCCACUAUGGUAAACACAACAAAAAGUUUCUUUACAAAGAUGGCAAAAAAUAUGGAAAUAUCAUCUACUAUCCCAGAGAUCCCAACCAGCAAGACCCACCCAUGGAGCCUGCAAAAUUAUUCAGAGUACAACGUGUUAAGCCAGUUAAAGGAAAUCCCUACUGGGAGAAACAUUUACUAAAAGAAUUUGGCUUGGAUGGUAAACAAGGUGAUUUCACUGUUGUAAAGAAUAUCCCGGAAAUAAAUGCCCGCCUAUGGAAAAUCAAACAUCUUAUUAAAGUAACGCCCAUUACAUUUCCCCAUGGAGAGCCCUCGGAAAAUGACAUUAAACAUACUAUGCUUAAAGCUAAUGGAGAAUGUAUAGUCACUAAAGAAAUUGGUCCCGUUGAACAAAGGGUAGAAGCUUUGGAAACAUUUGAAAACGAUCCAAAGCGUCUGGAUACAGAGUUGUUGAAGCGGGAUUCGCGUCUUAAGUGGCUAAAUCCCUGGUAAAAGGAAAACCAUUUGUUUUGUAAUCUUCUUUACUUUAAUUAUUAUGCUUAGUAAACCGCUAAAUAUCUACAUAUAAAAGUAUAAAAAAUUGUAGAAAUUGUUAAGAUACAAA
Calliphora vicina (urban bluebottle blowfly) is the source of this 724-nucleotide messenger RNA. It is a transcript of the gene mRpL30, whose product is annotated as mitochondrial ribosomal protein L30. Gene Ontology annotation, biological process: translation. NCBI's taxonomy places the organism in Eukaryota, Metazoa, Arthropoda, Insecta, Diptera, Calliphoridae. The coding region runs from base 67 to 612 and encodes 181 amino acids. Gene Ontology annotation, molecular function: structural constituent of ribosome. The record is from RefSeq and is a predicted model, not a curated record. The transcript has 2 exons. Gene Ontology annotation, cellular component: large ribosomal subunit; mitochondrion.